GCGACGGGAGCCAUAUUUACGAAGAUGAACGAUCGUUCUGGAUUUUGUGAAUAGACUUGCGAAAUUUAUCACAGUUUUUCACCGAAUUCUUAAAGUUUUUACAUCCGACAUCGGUAUCAAUAUCUAAACAAAGGUUCAGUGAAUCCGGGGGUCGGAUGAUAGGCGAUUUGGAUGAUUUUCCCGUGGUGGAGAUUGUGAUCACGAUACUGGUUGCGCCAAUUGCAGAGAGUGAAAGGGACGCGUUUACACUGGUUCAAAUCAACAGAAUAAAGAGUCUCAGUGACAAGAUGUCCAGUUCUUGCAAUAGAGUGCAAAUUUGAAUUGAACAUAAAAGUCAUACAUUGAAUGCUGCCUUUGUGUGUUGACUCUUUGUUGAAAUCCCUGGAUUUCUCACUGAACAUUCCACACUAGAGUUAGGACUACAACUUUUUCAAGCCAGGUAGCAACAGGGAUUGCUAAAUAAAGGUAACUGGUUCUGUCGAUUCAUAUUAUUUGUAUGAGAUUUUUUUUAUACAAAUGUGUCAGUGUGAAGUCCACGCGGGGAAUAGCUAUGUAGGAAAUAAUACCAUGAGUGCCGACUGACAACUAUGGUGAAGGAAGUAGAAAAUCAGGGUCUUGCCAAUGCGACAUACACCAAAUGGCUUCUUGAAGCCAUCAGGAAGGUCAAACAUCAGAAGCAGCGGCCCUGUGUUGAACGCAUCUUCCACGCUGUAAAGCAGUACCACAAAGUAACCAAGGAAUUGAUUGCAGAGCAGUUGGAGCUUGCCGUCAAUGAUGGAUCUGUUCUGAAAGUGUUUAAUAAAGGACUGGUCUCUUACAAAGACCCUGUCAGAGUUGCGAAGUUGAAAUCACGUACACUGAGACUUAGCAGUAAGACAGACAUUGUGAAAGUGAUUAUCAGGUGUAUAAAAGAACUUGGCGAAAUAGGUGGUUCAUCUCUACAGAGUAUUGAAAAAUACAUCAAGUCAAGUUAUAACGUUGACGUUUUGGAUGAUACUGAUUUGUCUGAGCACUUGAUACUUGGGGCAUCAAAUGCAGUGAAUGCAGGCAAACUGAUUCAGGAUGGGCGAAUGUACAAAGUGAGUUGUGGAAGUAGCAGCGGAGAUACAGAUUCCAUUAACGAAAGUACUAGUGGAAGCAGCAGCAAUACUUUCCAACCCUACAAACUGGAAGAUGACCCCACUCUGAUCUACGACACUCUAGCCAAUGGACAACGAAAGUACCGGGCCCAGCCUAUGCCAGUAUGCUUUAGUUGUCUUGGUACUGUCGACGCAAAUGAGUAUGGAGAGCAUGAGGAACUGAUCUCUUGUGCCGAGUGUGGUUAUAGUGCUCAUCCAUCUUGCCUGAAGUUCUCCAAGGAAAAGACUGUCACGGUCAAGAGUCUGCGCUGGGAGUGCAGUGAAUGUAAAGUGUGUGCCUUCUGUGGGGAAGUAGAUGCAGAAGAGGAUGAGAUAAGUUUGCAGAUCUGUGAUGCCUGUGACCAAGGAUUCCAUUUGGAUUGUUGUGAUCCACCUCUUGCAAAGCCACAGAAAGGAUUUUGGAGCUGUGCCAUAUGCAUCCCAAGGUCUGCAGGGAAGAAGCGCUUUGGAGUGUUUGAAGACAAUAUGAGGAGAAAGUAUAGGAAAAGUGAGAAUGUUAAAAAUGGCAUAUUGACUGCUGCUCGUGAUACUCCACAGAAGUGCCCUACACCUGGAUGCGAUGGCUCUGGUAACAGUAAUGACAAAUUUACCCACCACCGGACGCAGUACGCUUGUCCCCGGCUGCCACCAAACAAACGCCCCAGGUACAAGUGCCGUCAGAAAAGCGUUGUGUCGGCUCGAACUGCUAAAAAAGCUUCCACAGGGAGCAGCACGACAACUACAACCACCAUCACGACAAUACAUGGUAAUAAAUCAACUAAAUCAACGACCCCUACUGUCCAAAACGGUGAUCACAAUUCCUCUUCAGAGAGCGAGGAAGAACAAACGCCAAACCCACCACAACAAUCGCCACCAGAACCAGCCAAAACUGAAGCUGGGUUCGAAUCGACUGGGUUGGCAAACAAACCAAAAGGUUUGAUUGACGGACUAUCACAGUUCUUUACCCCUAGCAAUAAAAGGAAAUCUAGGGUCUCCCUCAACACUGACAUUGCUUUACCCAACAAAACAGGUGACAUAGUUUUACCCAACAAAGAGGUCAAAGUGCAAACCAAAGCAAAGCCAACUCAACCGCAGAGUAAAACACAACAGGCUGCAAGCCGACUUCUGAAGAAGUCUCGUGUUAUACAGGCUAACAAAGGACGUCAGCGACAGCAGACGCAUACAGGUCCUCCUGGAAGUGGCCAGCUAAAAGGAUUGUUUGACGGACUCUCACAUUUGUUUGCUGCACCUGGCGAAACAAGAAAACGUAGUUCUGCUGUUUAUGCUCCGCCAAAGCGCAUGAGAUUUCUUAAGUUUGGUCGUCAGUUAUCUGAACUUGGACGAGACGCUGUCGGAUCCCAACUGUCAGAGGUAGCAACAGGAAGGGGCAGGGGGAGAGGUGCUGCGUCGGAGCGAGUGGGAACGAGUGCGACACCUGCAGACAAACAAGGGCCAGGAGAGCACCCUAAGAACGUCGCAUCAUCGAGCAUGGGUCGUGGGCGAGGACGGGGCAGGGGAAGCACUGAAGGGGCAUUAUUGAGUGGUAUGAAUCGGUCGUCGCUACCCCCAGGUGUGACUGAGAGGGACAUUGAUCUGUUCAAGAAGGCCAGACAGAGAGCUAUGCAGACUAUACUCUUUCAGUCAACAGAAGGGGAAGUAGUACCAGCUAGUGAGCCUCAGGGACGAUAUCCUCCAUGUAUAGAGUUUGGCAAAUAUGAAAUCAACACAUGGUAUUCGUCCCCUUAUCCUCAAGAGUAUGCAAGAUUGCCAAAAUUAUUUAUUUGUGAAUUCUGCCUGAAGUAUAUGAAGAGCAGGAGUAUUCUACAGAGACACAUGGAGAAAUGUGGCCUGUAUCACCCGCCUGCCAAUGAAAUCUACCGAAAGGAUGAUGUGUCAGUAUUUGAAGUGGACGGGAACGUGAACAAGAUCUACUGUCAGAACCUGUGUCUCCUUGCGAAGCUCUUCCUCGACCAUAAAACCCUUUAUUACGAUGUGGAGCCAUUUCUCUUCUAUGUACUGACAGUCAAUGAUGACAGUGGAUGCCAUCUUGUUGGGUAUUUCUCAAAAGAAAAACACUGCCAACAGAAAUACAAUGUCUCAUGCAUCAUGACGAUGCCACAGUACCAAAGAAAAGGUUUUGGUAGAUUCCUCAUUGACUUCAGUUACUUGUUAUCACGGAUAGAGGGUCAGACUGGUUCUCCAGAGAAGCCCCUAUCGGACUUGGGCCGAGUGAGUUACCAGGCCUACUGGAAGAGUAUCAUCCUUGAGUACCUGAACAAGUACCAGGAGCAGAGUAUCACAAUCAAGGGUGUGAGCAAGGCCACAGGAAUGUGUCCUCAUGACAUUGCUGCCACCAUUCAGCAGUUGACCAUGGUCUGCAAGAAAGAAGACGGACAAAUUGUGAUUUGUGUUGACAAGAAUCUGUUGAAGGAGCACAUGGACAAACUGAAGGCCAAGCAGCACGAGAGGCGGAAACUGGAUGAUGAGGGCCUGCGAUGGACACCGUUGAUCUCAACUAACACUCUUGCUGAGGAGGAGAAGAAGCUCGAGAAAGAGUUGAAGGAAAUGGGUGCAACUCUGAAGGGCCUUGUGCAAGAACGGAAAUCAGACUCUGAAUCGCCUGUGAAAACACCUCAGAUGAAGAAGAAGCGAGGUCGGCCACCAAGGAAGCAUCUCUUGCAGGAUGAACCACCCUCAAAGCUGCCAAAGCUUGAUCUCAGUCAGGCUGUGAAAUCUGCGGAAGUUGAACCCGAGAUGGAAUCUCCUUGUAAGAUGGAUAUCUCUGAGACAAAGAUCAUAGCCAAUGGUGACACACUGCCUGAGCUUGAAGCAGACGUGGUGGUUAGACCCAAGCGACAAAUCCGUCGGCGGAGGAAAGCACAAGGCUGGCCGAAGGGUGCCAAACGAGGGAAAAAGAAGGUCGUUGUUAGUGAGGUGACUGGCAGGAAAAGGCCUGGAAGGCCUCCGAAGAUCCAGCACACGACCCUUGCAGAAACAACGCAACCGACUCUGGCAAAUGGUGAGGUGAAUGGUACCAGUGAUCUCAGUGAUAAGGAGGAGUCUGACAAGGAACAAGACGAGGAGGAAGAAGAAGAGGAGGCGUGUGAGGGAGGCAAUGGAACAGCUGAAGAGACCAGGCACGAGAAUUCAAACGAUGUUGGGGACGAUAGCAAAAAAUGUGCGGAGGACAAUCAGUGCAAUACACACGCUGAUAAUGGCGAUGAACCGGAGUCGCCCCUGGUUAGUGACGAUGAGAAUGAUGAAAAUAAAGCACCAAAGUUGGAUAUUCGUGAUAAGCAAGUUGAUGUGGUUAAGGAAAAACUGUUUGAAUCCGAGAAACCGCUAGAUUUAGAUGUAAAUGACGCUAAGCCUGUUGUUAAGAGUGUUGUGAAUGCUGCUGUUGAUUCUGAUUCAGACUCAGACUCUCAGUCGUCUGAUUCAGACAGUGACGAUGAUAGCGAGGACAAUCAUCAGGAGGAUAUCAUUCAUAAAGUGCUUUCGCCUGUUGUUGUAUCUACGCAGUCUCCUCCGUCUCUUACCCGAGCUGAUAUUGAUGAGUCAGGAGAGAGUGAGAUCGAUGAAACAGACUAUAGUCACGAGGAGCCCAUUAAGGACCAGGACCAAGAACCUCUUGGUAGGGAGGAGAAAUUAAGUACCGUAGAGGAAGCCGUCGGAAAUAUUCCUGAAAUUCAUCAUGAGGUUUUGCCCUCUCCGGGACCUGAACGUGCCAUUGAAGUGUUUGAAAGCUCAGGCCUGCGCGACUCGGGUGUUGAUGAUUUUAGCGAGGAAUCAUUCGUAAAAUCGGACACGUCUGACUCAGAGGCCAAUAUCUCGGCUUCUCAUGAGGAGUUCAAGGAUCUACAGCAUGAUUCAGUUGUGCAGGAAACGUUGGCAUCCACGCGCAAUUUAGGACAGAUUUUGGCUGACGAGAUGGGACAGAAUUUUGAUCAGAUAGACAGUAGUGCCACUUCUGCGACUAGUUUACCUGUGGGUAAUGUUAGUCAGCAGGAUGCCCUGAAUUCAGGAAGUGUGGAUCACGAGGAUGCCCCUCCUCUUGCACCUAGUCAAAAGGCCAGUCAGACUUGUACCAGUGCUGGUAAAGUUUCAUAUCAAUCCACACAUACCGUAUCUAAUUCUACUUCUGUGAGGCCAAGUGGCACCUUGGUGACCUCGCGUAGUCCUAAUCCGCACAUGCAGGCUGUGAGUGGCAGUCCUGCUCGUGUUGCCAGUAGUCCUUCUACAUGUAUGCCAUCACCGGUGAUGAGUAGUCCCAAAAAGGCCAGUUCAACCAGUAGUAUGAGAAGUCCUGGCCCCUAUGGAAAUCCAGGUAGUGUACCUUCUCACAGUAUGAACAGUCCCCAAGUUGUUACCGCUAAUAUGAACAGUCCGAAUGUCAUCUCUGCCAACGUUCACAGUCCGAAUCAUGGAAAUGUUGUGCAGGGUAAUCUUAGCAGUCCAGCUGUGCACGGAAACCUGAACAGUCCGAGCGUUGUUAGUUCAGCCAAUGUACGUAGCCCGCAGGUGACGAACAUUCAUAGUCCGAGCAUGUUAUCUGGGAAUAUUCACAGUCCAAGUGUGGUUAGUUCAAAUAUGAACAGUCCUAAUGUUGGCCCUGUGAGCAUGAACAGUCCUAUCAUGGCCGCAACUAACAUGAGCCCUAACAUGGCACCAGCCAACAUGAACAGUCCUAACAUGGCACCACAAAACAUGAACAGUCCAAAUAUGGUGCCACAGAACAUGAACAGUCCAAAUUUAGGACCGAAUAACAUGAACAGUCCGAACAUGCAGCCCAACAUAAAUAGUCCGUCUGUGCCAAGUCCACAUCAGAACUUGGCUAAUGCCAACAGGAACUUGCCUCACAAUGGAUACGGAGGCCAUGGUGUGGAAAUCGAUGUGACUCAGUUGGGAUUGGAGUCGCCUGCUUCAAAUUGCAGCAACGAGAUGACAGGAAAUGCAGUGGACACAAGCCCGCCGCAGAAUUACUCCGACUGUGCACGCAUUCAGAACUCUUACUGCCACCCUGGUAACUAUAUGGAGACAGUGAAUAUGCAUCGUAUGCAGCAGCAGCAGCAGCAGCAGCAGCAGCAACUACAACAGCAACAUCAGCAAGCCCAACCUCAGCCAUACAUUCCUGCAGUUUCUAAUCCUGGAAAUGUGAACUACAACUGUCCGCCUAACCCAUCGUUUACACCUCCUGUGCCACAGAACACUCAAAGACUUACUCAUAGCUCAUGUGCCAUCUCUGUUGGUCGACAGACCCCAUACCAGACAAAUACCAGUUGUAGUCUUGCCAAGUUGCAGCAACUCACUAAUGGCAUUGUUGAUAUCAUACCCGAGAACACCAUGACACCGCCGCCAAAUCUCACGCCGCCACCCGUCACAAUGACACCGCCGCCAUCUGUACAAAGAAACGUCACGCCACCCAUUCCAAAUCUUCAUACUCAAGUUACAUCGCCGUCGACAAAUCAUUACAAACCCUACCAGCGCCGCAUCAUGCAGAAAAGUCCGAAUGUAACAGUGAAGCCAAAUAUGAGUUUUACUCCGAAUGUGACAAUCCAGCCGGGCAGCAAUGUGAUCACUGGUUACAAUGUGUUGAAUAUGAAUGGUUAUAGAAUGCAGCAGCCAGUGAUCAAUCCUAGUUACCAUAUCAACACUGGGUACCUGAAUCAACCACAGACACUGCCUGUGCAGAUGGGAGUGGUCAACAUGCAUCCGCAGGCGAACUUUCAGCAACAGAUGCAGAUGCAGAUGCAAAUGCAGCCUCCUCAGCACAGCAUGAACAAUGCGGUUUAUACGUACGGUUACAUCAAUGGCAUGCCAACACAGGCAUUCAAUAUGAACAUGAAUCGUCGGUAGCAGGCUGUAAGACUUCUGGGAACAAACUUGAUCAAAUAUAUUGAAGAGAGGCUCUAAUAUUGUGGCCUCAGUUAAAGGGAACUGGAACCGCCGAGCGAUUUAUUCAACUUUUCGACUUUCACCGCCCGAGAAAGUCGAACUUCCAACUUCAUAUUCGAGUUCAAAUUUGUAGCUCCGCCCCCAGUGCCCGAGCAUGCGCAGUUCAAUUUGUUAUCAUUGAGAAUCAUGUGAGAAUCACGUGAGUCAUGCGAUCUUUCAUUCAUGAGUUUUCGUAGUAAAUUCCAUAGUAGUGACGUCACUCAAUGAUUGACAGCUAGGCGCCAUGUUUCAUUCAUGCCUCGUUCUGAUCACCCGAUACGCGGGAAAUGAAAACGAGGUCAUACGAACUGGCUCGGCGGUUCCAGUUCGCUUUAACAUGUUGGUGUUUCAAAUAAAUAUGCUGGUUACUGCCCACAAUAGACUUGCCGGAAUCCCUUGUGGCUGGUGAAAUGAGGGAUGAAAUAGCUGCCUUCGAUCCCUUAGAAUAAUAUUUGUACAAAAGAUUCUGGGAAAUCCAUUGUGGCCCGUAAUCUGUAUAUUAAUUUGAAUCGCACCGUGGCUAAGAGCUGCCGUUUCAUAAUGUCACUUUACAAUCUGAUCUAGUUGCGGGGAAUGCUAUGCUCAAUGUGAUACUCAUCUGCGGAGUAUAAAGGCAGGCAAUUCUGAAUAGUGACCGUGUUCUGCAGUAGGUUGGCAUAUUGCGUUAUUGGGAGUGUCCCUCUGAAAGGUGGUGCUACUCUGAGGGAACAUUGUACAGUUUAACUGGUGUUGGAAGUAUCUUUAUUCUGUGGCUUGGGCAGUAUCUUUUCCAUAUGUUUGAACAAGUUUGUUCUCUGUCCUUCAAAAGUUCUGAUCACAAACCAUAUCAUAAUAUAUUACCUGGUGCAAGGUUUCUGCGUGGCAUGACCUUUAAAGUAAAACUGCUUAUUUUAGCUUUCUAUCCCAGAAUGACUGGCACUUGCUGUGAUUGAAAAUCACAAAAUGUGUGCUACGCUAUUUAAUUAAGUUGCUCUAUCUUCACAACAUGUAAAUAGGGAUGUGUAAAUAUGAUGACUAUGUUUUUAUGAGGACCAUUCUCUGUGUUCCUUGGAUGCUGCAGACAUUAAAACCUAUUGUUUGUGAUAUUUCAACUUUCUCUACUGUUGUAUAUGUAAAGCAAGUGGUCACGAUAUGAAUGUCUUGGGUUCAUAGUAUUUGCCCAGUUUUGGUUGUGAUCGGAGUAGUAGAUUUUAUCAAGGUUGCUGAAUCGGAUGAACUGGAAUUGAUUUUCGUUUCAUGCAAAUUUUCAGCUGUAGGGUUUUAGGGAAUGUCAGGAAAAAGCUGCAAACGAAUGCCAAAAUAAAUGUAGUGGGAUGGCAAUGUAGGCUAUGUUGCAUUAUGUGUCCCGUAACCUGUAAUAUUUAUCUUGACACCAUAUCCAAGAAGUUCACCUGUACAUUGCAAUUGUACACAGUGAUGUAUCUAAUGUACAGUGAACCUCUUGGACUUUAGAUUUGCUUUAGUUUUAAUUCUUGGUUGUAAGUGUAUACAUGUACAUAUAUAUUCAGACUCCCGUCUCAGGCAGACCUGAUUUCUUGUACAGUUUUUGUAAUUCCUUUGGUACCUUGUGUUGUACCGAGUUCGACAUGGUAUAUUUUUGUGUAGAAAGAUGACAUUGUCGCCGUGCAUCCUGUGCAUUUAUCAAAAUAAAUUAUGUACAUUAUUUAGAAUCAACCUCA
Molecule: messenger RNA, 8731 nt
Organism: Lineus longissimus
Lineage: Eukaryota; Metazoa; Nemertea; Pilidiophora; Heteronemertea; Lineidae
Product: histone acetyltransferase KAT6A-like
Exons: 18
Coding region: 588-6974 (2128 amino acids)
Biological process (GO): positive regulation of transcription by RNA polymerase II; negative regulation of DNA-templated transcription; nucleosome assembly
Cellular component (GO): nucleosome; nucleus; chromatin
Molecular function (GO): transcription coregulator activity; histone acetyltransferase activity; DNA binding
Source: RefSeq, a predicted model, not a curated record